CACACCACCCACACCGCCCACACCGCCCACACCGCCCACACCGCCCACACUGUCGACAGCGUCCUAAGGUGGGCGGUGGACCUGCACCAAGCGCCGAAGCGCCAGGCCCUGCGCGCGCUAGCAGACUGCUGCGCAGAGGCGGAGGACCGCGAGCGGCUGCUGUUCCUGAGCAGCCGGCAGGGCACGGGCCAGUACGAGCGCCUGCGCGCACAAAGCGCCGGGGUCCCCGAGACCCUUGCGCUCUUCCCCUCGUGCCGCCCGACGCUGGCCAGGCUCCUGGAUCUUCUGCCGCCGCUGCUGCCGCGCUCGUACUCCGUGUGCAAUGCACCCCAGGGCGGGCGGUGGCGCUUUGCGUUUAAUGUCGUUGAGUAUGCGCUGGAGGUGGCCGACCCGUUUGCGCAGCGCGAGGAGCAGGCCGUGGUGCGGAUGGAGCGCCGUGGCGUGUGCACGCCGUUUCUGGCCGCGCUGCCGUUGGGCGCGCCGCUGCUGGUGGCCAGGCGCCCGGCGGCCUUUCGGCUGGCGCCGGCGGAUGUGCCGGUUAUUAUGGUUGGCCCGGGAACCGGGGUGGCGCCGUUCAUUGGCUUCCUUGAGCAGCGCGCAGUGCAGCGGCCCUUGCCCGAGGCGCCGAUGUGGCUGUUUUUCGGAUGCCGCAGUGCGCAGCACGAUUUUUUGUUCCGCCGCCAGCUCGAGGAUGCGCAGGAGGCUGGCCGCCUGCGGCUGUCCGUCAGCUUCAGCAGAGACGGGCGCGGGGCGCAGUAUGGCGGCCGCGGCUAUGUACAGGAUGCGAUGGUGGAGCAUGGGGAGGAGAUCGCGGAGAUCAUGGCGCAGGGCAAGGCUGUUAUUUACGUGUGCGGCGACGCUAAGGGGAUGGGGAAGGACGUCAAUGCUGCGCUGGUGGGGAUCCUUGUGCGCUACGCGGAGGCGCACCCCGAAUGGCUUGCGCAGCUUGGCGUGGCCAAAAUGGACCCGGCGGCUGCUGCCAAGCUGCUUAUGCAGUGGGCUGCAGAGAAGCGCUACCUGAGGGAUCUUUGGGCUUGAAUAAAAAAAAAACCUAAUUUUCCCAGGUUUCUUUUUCUUUUUUCUUUUUCCUUUUCCUUCAUUGUAAUUUAUUUAUUUGAAAAUU
Molecule: messenger RNA, 1123 nt
Organism: Kickxella alabastrina
Lineage: Eukaryota; Fungi; Kickxellomycota; Kickxellomycetes; Kickxellales; Kickxellaceae
Exons: 1
Coding region: 427-1038 (203 amino acids)
Biological process (GO): homocysteine metabolic process
Cellular component (GO): cytosol
Molecular function (GO): flavin adenine dinucleotide binding; [methionine synthase] reductase (NADPH) activity; FMN binding
Source: RefSeq, a predicted model, not a curated record